AUGAGUAAAGUGAUGUGUGAAGAUCCAUCCUGCCAAAGAAGGCAAGAUAGACCAGAAGGCAAGAUGGACCAGGAAGCAAGAUGGACCAGAAGGCAAGAUGGACCAGGAAGCAAGAUGAUAGAACAAGAAGCAAGAUGGACCAGGAAGCACGGUGACCAGGAAUGCAAGAAGGAAAGCGAAGUCAUGAUUUGCCUCAGUUCCCUGAAAAGAUCUAUUUUAAAAGUCCUGGAAGACCCAUUGGGGAAACUGAAAUGCCUGGGUUCCUCUUGUCUCUCAUUAGAGUCGGAUCUGGAAGGCCUCGAUGAUCUAGGUACAGUUUACAGCAACAUUGGCCAGCAGCUGAAUGAGACAAUGCGGCGCCGCAGACAUGCGGGAGAGAACGAUUACAACAUCGAGGUGCUUCUGGGAGUGGAUGACUCUGUGGUCCGUUUCCAUGGCAAAGAGCAUGUCCAAAACUACCUCCUCACCCUGAUGAACAUUGUAAAUGAAAUCUAUCACGAUGAGUCCCUUGGAGUGCACAUAAAUGUGGUCCUGGUGCGAAUGAUUAUGCUCGGUUACGCAAAGUCUAUCAGCCUCAUUGAAAGGGGAAACCCGUCCAGGAGCCUGGAGAAUGUGUGUCGCUGGGCUUGCCAGCAACAAAAAUCCGAUCCCAACCAUGCUGAACACCAUGAUCAUGCAAUUUUCCUAACCAGGCAAGACUUUGGGCCUGCUGGAAUGCAAGGAUAUGCUCCCGUCACAGGCAUGUGUCACCCAGUGAGAAGUUGCACCCUGAAUCACGAAGAUGGUUUUUCAUCUGCUUUUGUAGUAGCCCAUGAGACCGGCCAUGUGUUGGGCAUGGAGCAUGACGGGCAAGGCAACCGGUGUGGCGAUGAGACCGCCAUGGGCAGUGUCAUGGCGCCCCUGGUGCAAGCUGCCUUUCAUCGCUACCACUGGUCCAGAUGCAGCGGUCAGGAACUGAAAAGAUAUAUCCAUUCCUACGACUGUCUCCUUGAUGACCCCUUUGAACACGAUUGGCCCAAACUCCCAGAACUUCCGGGGAUUAAUUAUUCCAUGGAUGAGCAAUGCCGUUUCGAUUUUGGUGUUGGCUACAAAAUGUGUACAGCGUUCCGAACCUUUGACCCGUGCAAGCAGCUGUGGUGUAGUCACCCCGAUAACCCAUACUUCUGUAAGACUAAGAAGGGGCCCCCGCUCGAUGGGACUGAGUGUUCUGCUGGGAAGUGGUGCUAUAAAGGACACUGCAUGUGGAAAAACGCUAACCAACAAAAGCAAGAUGGCAACUGGGGGUCUUGGACCAAAUUUGGCUCCUGUUCUAGGACAUGUGGAACUGGUGUUCGUUUUAGAACACGCCAGUGCAAUAAUCCCACGCCCAUCAAUGGUGGGCAGGACUGCCCUGGUGUUAAUUUUGAGUACCAGCUUUGUAAUACAGAAGAAUGCCAAAAGCACUUUGAGGACUUCAGGGCCCAGCAGUGCCAACAGCGUAACUCACACUUUGACUACCAGAAUACCAAACACCACUGGCUGCCGCAUGAACACCCCGACUCCAAGAAAAGAUGCCACCUGUACUGUCAGUCCAAAGAGACCGGGGACGUUGCCUACAUGAAACAACUGGUGCACGACGGGACACGCUGCUCGUACAAAGACCCGUACAGCAUAUGUGUGCGAGGAGAGUGUGUGAAAGUUGGCUGUGAUAAGGAAAUCGGCUCCAACAAGGUUGAGGAUAAGUGUGGGGUCUGUGGAGGGGACAAUUCCCACUGUCGAACUGUGAAGGGGACAUUUACCAGAACGCCCAGGAAACUUGGGUACCUUAAGAUGUUUGAUAUUCCCCCUGGGGCUAGACAUGUGUUAAUCCAAGAAGACGAGGCUUCUCCUCAUGUUCUUGCCAUUAAGAACCAAGCCACAGGUCACUACAUUUUAAAUGGCAAAGGGGAGGAAGCCAAGUCACGGACCUUCAUAGACCUUGGUGUGGAGUGGGAUUACAACAUUGAAGAUGACAUUGAAACUCUCCACACGGAUGGGCCACUACACGACCCCGUUAUUGUUCUGAUCAUACCUCAGGAGAACGACACGCGCUCUAGCCUGACAUAUAAGUACAUCAUCCAUGAAGACUCCGUGCCAACAAUCAACAGUAACAACGUCAUCCAGGAGGAGCUGGAUACCUUCGAGUGGGCGCUGAAGAGCUGGUCUCAGUGCUCCAAACCCUGUGGUGGAGGAUUCCAGUAUACGAAAUACGGAUGCCGAAGGAAAAGCGACAGUAAAAUGGUUCACCGCAGCUUCUGUGAGGUCAAUAAGAAGCCGAAACCCAUCAGACGCAUGUGCAACAUUCAGGAGUGCACACACCCGCUCUGGGCAGCGGAAGAGUGGGAACACUGCAGCCGAAGCUGUGGCAGCUCGGGGUACCAGCUACGCACCGUCCGCUGCCUCCAACCACUCCAGGAUGGUACCAACCGCUCAGUGCACAGCAGGUACUGCCUGGGAGAGCGACCGGAGAGCCGCCGGCCCUGUAAUAGAAUACCCUGCCCAGCCCAGUGGAAAACAGGGCCCUGGAAUGAGUGUUCGGUGACCUGCGGUGAGGGAACAGAGGUGAGACAGGUUCUCUGUAGGACUGGAGACCACUGUGAUGGGGAAAAGCCCGAGUCUGUCAGAGCCUGCCAGCUGCCUCCCUGUAAUGAUGAGCCGUGCUUGGGCGACAAGUCCAUAUUCUGUCAAAUGGAGGUGCUAGCAAGAUACUGCUCCAUACCAGGUUAUAACAAGCUGUGCUGUGAGUCAUGUAGCAAGCGCAGUGGUACCCUGCCACCGCCCUACCUGCAAGAAGCUGCUGAAAUCCACAGUGAUGCCAUCUUUGGCCCUAGUGACCUUCCUAGGUCCCUAGUGAUGCCCACACCCUUCCUCCCUUACUACUCAGGGUCCCGUGCCGAGAAGAAAUCCUUGAGUAGCGUCUCCUCUGUGGCAAAUCCCAGUGCAUAUGCUGCUUUCAGAACCAGCAGCAGAGGCAGUGUUAGCUUCCCCCGGAAGAAAGCACAAGAGGAUAGAAGAAAGACGCCAGUAUCAACACCACCCUCCUCAUUCAUAAAGACUGAUCACCUCCAUUCCUCUUCCCCUGUGGCUGCUGCCCCCUCCCCUGCUAUCACUGAUUCCAUAGGUGCUUCUCCCCAGACAAGAACCCCAAAGAAAGAUGGAAAGACUAUUAGCAGGAGACAUCCGAUCAGGUCAACCGCCUCAGAGAGAUGAGAAAGCCAGACUAGCAGAGCUAGAAGUCAAAGGGAAACCUGGACAGCCUCCUUCCCUGCAUGGUGCAUACAGCUUGUUAAAAAGCGGUACUCUCCACAAAAGGUUUACUCGCGUCCUCUGUACAUGGAAGGACAGGAAGUGCUGGUUCACUUUUUAGUUACUUCCACCCUCCUCCCGUUCCGCAUCGACUUGUUUACCAGAGUCCAUUGGAAGAAAGCGCCAAAGACUGUUUUCAGAAGGAAAGAGCCCAGUGGCCGGUGGCCCCUGCCUAGAAUGUCAGCAGUUGGGAAACUAAAGCUAGAGGUUGGCCGCCAGUCCCCGGGACAGCCAAGAACAACUCUCCCCAAAACAAAAGAAGGAACGGAAAGGGUUGCUCUCUAAGGAAGAGACUGGAGAUUGUGCAUAUCAACUGAUUCGUUCUUUUAAAAAGUUACAGUAAGAAUUAACCCAAACAAAUGCCAGUGGUUUACGCUUUGAGAAAUUUUGGAAAUAAUUCUUAGACUUGUACUCCUAUUUAUCUAUAUUAGAAAUACUGUACGAGCAAAUUUGCAACUGUCGUGUAAAUACUGUACAUUGCAGAAAUCAGUAUUAUUUUAAAAGAUGUUCUCAAAUGGUUGUUUACUAUCUUACGUGUCUGGGUGUUCUAGGGUGCCUGUCAUUGAGUAUUGCCUUACGUGACAUUCCAGGAGUUGAUUUCAAAGCAGAGUAGGAUGAAGAAGUU
Rattus rattus (black rat) is the source of this 3949-nucleotide messenger RNA. RefSeq names its product ADAM metallopeptidase with thrombospondin type 1 motif 3 (gene Adamts3). Gene Ontology annotation, cellular component: extracellular matrix. The transcript is spliced from 19 exons. Bases 1 to 3228 code for a protein of 1075 amino acids. Lineage: Eukaryota; Metazoa; Chordata; Mammalia; Rodentia; Muridae. Gene Ontology annotation, biological process: extracellular matrix organization; proteolysis. The record is from RefSeq and is a predicted model, not a curated record. Gene Ontology annotation, molecular function: metalloendopeptidase activity.